Molecule: messenger RNA, 4548 nt
Organism: Dromaius novaehollandiae (emu)
Lineage: Eukaryota; Metazoa; Chordata; Aves; Casuariiformes; Dromaiidae
Gene: CNOT4
Product: CCR4-NOT transcription complex subunit 4
Exons: 12
Coding region: 1300-3456 (718 amino acids)
Biological process (GO): protein ubiquitination
Cellular component (GO): CCR4-NOT complex
Molecular function (GO): metal ion binding; ubiquitin-protein transferase activity; RNA binding
Source: RefSeq, a predicted model, not a curated record
UGCCUCUUAGCCAUCAGGAACAUCUAGUCCUUUGUUUUACCCCAGGCAAAGUAGAACUGGAUUCAUGCUUGGCUUAGGUGUGUCUAAAAUUGUCAUCUCUAGUAGAAGGUCUUUACAGUCUGGCCACUUUUGCUGUUUAAGACUUGAGAGCUUCUGAUCACUGCUUUCUCGCUAUUUCAUAGCGUUGGACAGAGAGCAAAAAUGAUGAUGUGAUACUGUGAGAUACACCAGCAGUCAUUCACCCUGCUUGGUUUCUGGAGCCCUGUUCCACCAUCUUCUUGCAAGUGUUCUACCUGUAGUUGAACCAUCAUCUGAAUUCAUGAACAACUUUGCUGUGGGAAGCAAUCACUCUGAAGAUGAGAACAUUUAUUCUCAUAUUUGUAGAAUGCCUUUAUGUCUGUAUUCAAAAGGAACAGGAUUUUUAAAAACUUAAGGUUUUUUUAGAAUUACCUUCUGGUGCUCUGCUUACUGGCCUUUCUCCCUCCUUAAAUGCACAAUAUCUCUUAUCUCUCAUCACCGCACACACUAUAUAUCAGUGGAGAAUCAUCUACCUCUUUUUAGAAUUGUUUUUUUUCUGAUUUAUUCCUGAGAUUCAAGAGAUGCAUAUAGGUUCAUCUAUAGCUCCUGCAUGUCAAGAUACCCAACUAUUCAUAUUCCUUAGGAGCACUGGACAUGUCAUAAGUGACACAUGUAUAUGAAACAUUUCAUAUGUAAUAUAGCUCUAGAGUAUCCAGUGAAAACUUCUGAUGUUCUUGCUGCCCAAAUAAAUAUCGUUAUCCAGGGUGGAAAAUCAACUGCUGCUGCUGCUUCUUAGUGACUGAAGUCCUUAUUCAGGUGGUCUCAUACCUCCUGCUGAGAUAAAGCUAUUUUUCUUACCCUAAUUCUAAAGUUACUGCUGCUGUUAGUCCUGUGUCUCCCAGGCACCCUCAUACUCUGCUGUACAAACUACUAGGUCUACUGUGGACAACUAAGUGGUCUGCUUGGGCUUCUACAUGAGUUAAUCAGGGAUGCUUCCCAACUAAUGUUCAGGACAUCCAGCAGCAAAUUGCUGUACAGAGGAGGAACAUACUGUUUAACUUGCUUUUUGUUUGAGAGUAUACUCUGAAUGUGGUUAUAUUUGGCAAGAAAGAAGCUGGUGAGCUUUGAGACUCUGUUUUCCCUUGGAUCUCCAGGGGCCUUACCAACCCUCCUGCAAAACAUCAAUUUAUUCAUUUCUUGUGCAGUACCAGCAAACAGCAUGCUUGAGAGACUUGACUUCUAUAGUAUGUGGUUUGGAGGAGGAAUUACAUCCUUAAAAGGAUGGCUUUUGGGGAUGAUCCCACAACACUUUGUCCAUACCCAGAAGAUCCAGCAGUGUACAAACCACUCUCCCAGGAAGAGCUGCAAAGGAUAAAAAAUGAAAAGAAACAGAAACAAAAUGAGAGGAAACAGAAGAUAUCAGAGAACCGCAAACACUUGGCCAGCGUACGGGUUGUACAGAAGAACCUUGUCUUUGUGGUAGGGCUAUCUCAGCGCCUAGCAGAUCCAGAGGUUUUGAAACGGCCAGAAUAUUUUGGGAAGUUUGGUAAAAUACACAAAGUUGUCAUUAAUAACAGCACAUCAUAUGCAGGCUCACAGGGUCCAAGUGCCAGUGCAUAUGUAACCUACAUCCGGUCAGAAGAUGCUCUCAGAGCCAUACAGUGUGUCAAUAAUGUGGUGGUAGACGGCAGAACACUUAAGGCAUCAUUAGGUACAACAAAAUACUGCAGUUAUUUUCUAAAAAAUAUGCAGUGUCCAAAACCAGACUGCAUGUAUCUACACGAGCUGGGAGAUGAAGCAGCCAGUUUCACAAAAGAGGAAAUGCAGGCGGGUAAGCACCAGGAAUAUGAACAGAAACUACUGCAAGAAUUAUACAAGCUAAACCCCAACUUUCUCCAGUUAUCUACGGGUACAGUUGACAAGAACAAGAACAAAGUGACAGUACUGCAGAGGUAUGAUGCACCCAACAGUAAUAACAAAGAUGCCUGGCCAUCAUUACAGAGUUCAAGUAAAUCAGCCAACGGUUUAACAAUGGAACACAGGAAAACGCCUCCUAUAUUAGAAAAUGGCACAGACCCAGAACACAUGACUCCAGAUGGUGCAGACUCAGAUUUCGGCCCUAUCGACAAACCUUCAGAUUCCCUCAGUAUAGGAAAUGGUGACAGCUCUCAGCAGAUAACAAACAGUGACACACCUUCACCACCACCUGGUUUAUCAAAACCCAAUCCAGUCAUACCCAUCAGUUCAUCUAAUCACAGUGCACGGUCCCCUUUUGAAGGGGCUGUAACAGAAUCACAGUCGCUCUUCUCUGACAACUUUCGGCACCCCAACCCCAUCCCAAGUGGGCUCCCUCCAUUCCCCAGUUCUCCACAGACUUCCAAUGACUGGCCCACAGCACCAGAACCACAGAGCCUCUUCACAUCAGAAACUAUACCAGUGUCCUCCUCUACAGACUGGCAAGCGGCUUUUGGGUUUGGUUCCUCCAAACAACAAGAGGAUGACUUAGGGUUUGACCCCUUUGACAUCACCCGCAAAGCCUUAGCAGACCUGAUUGAGAAGGAACUGUCAGUCCAAGACCAACCUUCCCUCUCGCCUACAUCUCUUCAGAACCCCACCCCACACACUACAGCUGCCAAAGGGCCAGGCUCUGGAUUCCUGCAUCCUGCUGCACCCACAAAUGCCAACUCUCUGAGUAGCACCUUUCCAGUCAUGCCACAGAGGUUCCCGCAGUUUCAACAGCACCGAGCAGUUUACAACUCCUUCAGUUUUCCAGGCCAAGCAGCUCGCUAUCCUUGGAUGGCCUUCCCACGCAAUAGCAUCAUGCACUUGAACCACACAGCAAAUCCCACCUCAAAUAGUAAUUUCUUGGACUUGAAUCUCCCGCCACAGCACAGCACAGGUCUGGGAGGGAUCCCUAUAUCAGACAACAGCAGUUCUGUAGAGAGUUUAAAUAUGAAGGAAUGGCAGGACGGGCUAAGGGCACUUCUACCGAACAUUAACAUCAACUUUGGUGGACUGCCCAAUGCUUCUUCCCCCUCCAACGCCAACCACAGUGUACCAACGUCCAACACUGCCACCACCGACAGCCUGAAUUGGGACAGCCCUGGCAGCUGGAUGGACCCCGCAAUCAUCACAGGUAUCCCAGCCUCCACAGGAAACAGUUUAGACACCCUUCAAGAUGACAAUCCUCCACAUUGGCUAAAAUCUCUUCAGGCCCUCACAGAGAUGGACGGCCCAAGCGCAGCGCCGUCACAGACACACCACAGUAACCCCUUCGGCACACAGAUCCCGCUGCACAGAGCCAGUUGGAAUCCCUACUCUCCUCCUUCAAACCCCACCAGCUUCCACUCCCCCCCACCAGGCUUUCAGACAGCCUUCAGACCCCCCAGUAAAACCCCCACAGAUCUACUACAGAGCUCAGCGCUGGAUCGUCAUUAGGAAAGGAGGAAGAAGGAGGAAAAAAAAAAAAAAAACGUUAGAAAUGCAGGAAGUGUCCCACCCUGACUCCUCCCCAUGCCCACCUACUGUUUCCCCCUCAUAUCUUUCUUUCUGAAGAAUCCAGUUCCUGAUCAAACCUCCCCCCCAAAUGCAAUGCGAUCACAGGGUCAUCACCGUCUUUUUGUUAAGUUUCUGCUGAGCCAGUGUUUGAAAUACACUGUUUGAAAUAUUUCCUAAAAUAUUCUAAGAAAAAAGAGAGAGAGAAAUCAAAAUGCAGUCUCAAUGCUUAAAGAGAAUAUUACUGCCUUAACGUCUUUUGCACAUGAGUAUUUCUGCCUAGUGGAAAAGUGUCAAUCUACAGUAGGGGAAAAAUGCAAUGGAGAAUCAAAUGCAGAAACCGGAAAAAGGUAUUUAAUUUAAAUGAAGUUACUGAACAUGUGGGCCAAGCAGUGGCCUAGCAUUUAUUUUGCAUUCAGUGUGGCACUACACAGGGAAAUAGCUUUCUUUUCUUUUUUUUUUUUUUUUGGAAAGGGGGACUUUAUUGUAUCAGUCAGUAAGAGGUUUGACAUGAAGUGUGUUGAAAGACAAAACAUACUUAUAGUUAUGAGUAACUGGCAUGUUGCUAAAGAGUGGUUUAAAGAGGGGAGAAUAAGGUUUUUUUAAUUUUGGCUUUAGAUUUAAAGUAAACUUUAAUGUUUUAAAAGUAUUCACAGAUUUAAUACCUAGCGUAUACAUAAUAUAAUUAUAAGCAGCUGAAACAUGAGUGAUAUUUACUUCAGUCUUUGUCUCCUCUGUCAGUCUCUCUUUCUUUUUUUUUAAAAAAACAAAGAUUCACCUGAUAAGGGCACUCUGGGAUAGCACUGCAUUGGGGCCACAUGAUCACCAUCAGGAGCGCAACCUCUGACCUCCUCUGCCUGCAGCUUUUACUUAACCCUGUAGUUUCUGGACGUUUGUGCAGUAUUGAAAAGACAGGAGAAAGAAACAUAAAUAAACAUGGUUAUAACCUGACGCUAAAACUAAAACCAAGGAAAUGUACCUCUUUCUUCAGAAUUAAAACUAAAAUCUUAAAUAAAACAGAAAACUUGAUGAUGA